AUGGGUCAUUGGAGGAGUCUCUUCCAGUCCGAAGGGGGCCACGCCCACAAUCGUCUCCCUACGGAGCGGCGCCGACUGAUGUCUGCAUAUGCCCCGGACCAGCUUCCGCCUACUCAUCACGCCAAGGAAGUGACCAAGGUUGCCCUGCGACUAAAAUACCAAAUUGAACAGGUCAUCCCUUGUGAACUGGAAGAGAGCGUGAUCACCAACCCCAAUAGUCGCAUCAUCACCGCCGACGUAAUCCAAACCGCAAGACAGGCGGGAGGCGAGGAGCUUCAGGCUUGUGUCCUUUUCUGUUUGCUCGUCUGUUUACGAUGGUUCAAGAUUGAAGCCACCGAGGAGCUCUGGGACUCGGAUCUCCAUGAACGCCGUGCUCUGGCGUGUGAGAUCAUCGCCAAGCGCAUCAUUGAAACCGAAGCCGACCAGGAUAUUCGACUCAUGGAUACCUUGCUGAAGCGAUACUCUAUCUUUAUCGAUGGCGAGGAGACCAUGCCAGCCAAUGUUAUUGAGCGCGCGGUUGAUCUUCACGCGUUGCGAGUGAUCGGCUCCUCCGGGUACCAGAAGUGCAUUCGGUAUCUAUGGAACGGCUGGUUCUGUCAACAGGAAGGUAAUCCUACCAACUUUGUGCCUUAUCAUAAACGAGAUAAUAUCAACUUCUCGGUCCACUUCCAUCCCGACCGGAUGCGGACUCCUCAGUACCAGAAUGUCUGCCAGAUUCUCUUCUCCGCGGUAUACCUCAUUCUGUAUACUCAGGUGAUCAACACGGUCAAUCCCAGUGGGGACCUAGACGUUGUCGAGGGAAUACUCUAUGUCAUGAGUCUUGCGUUUAUCUGUGACGAGAUGACCAAACUGUAUAAGAUUGGUUGGCUCUACUUUGACUUUUGGAACGCGUUCAAUUCGACCCUAUACAGCAUUCUCGCAGUCUCGUUUUUCCUGCGUGUCGCAGCCUUGACACACUCGUCCUCAGUCGAUGACGAACAGCGACAGCAACUCAACGAGCUGAGUUACAAUUUCCUCGCUCUCGCGGGUCCGAUGUUCUGGAUGCGCAUGAUCCUAUACCUAGACUCCUUCAAAUUUUUCGGCGCCAUGUUCGUGGUGCUCAGAGUCAUGAUGAAGGAGAGUCUGAUCUUCUUCGCUCUUCUGUUCGUUGUCCUGGUGGGAUUCUUCCAGGCCUUCAUGGGGAUGGCCCAGGUCGACAACGAUCUACCGGUCACGAGAGCCAUUAUCCAGGGCAUGGCGAACAGCGUGAUGCAGAGCCCGGAAUUCGGCAUCUUCGAAGAUUUUGCUUUUCCAUUCGGCAUUAUCCUCUACUAUCUGUUUAAUUUCAUUGUUAUGACCGUUCUACUGAACAUCCUGAUUGCCCUAUACAACAGCGCAUACGAAGAUAUUUCCGGAAACGCAAUCGACGAAUACAUGGCCAUCUUUGCACAGAAGACAAUGCAAUACGUUCGCGCUCCAGACGAGAACGUCUUCAUACCGCGUACAUAUCCCUCCCCUCCUCAGACUCAUACCAACUCUACUCCCCAGACAAUACAUACUAAUCACACGCUUGAUCUAGCCUUCAACCUCCUCGAAAUCAUCUUCCUCGUCCUCCCCUUCGAAUGGUGGCUUCCGCGCCGCCGCUACGCCAAACUCAACGACAUCGUCAUGGGGGUCCUCUAUUCGCCUCUCCUCGUGGUAACUGCCUUCUUGGAAGUCCGCGAGGCGCGCCGUAUUCGCUGGAAUCGACGGCGCGGGGAAGACGAUGACGACGAUGUGCAGGAGUGGGAGCACGCGGCUGAGCAGGUGGAUUUCGAACUCGACGAGGACUGGCGCAAGGUCGUGCAUGAUACGGCGCCGGUGGUACACAUGGAUCCGUGCAGUUUGGAGAUCAUGCAUUUGAGAGAGCAGGUGAAGGAAUUGGCGGAGUUGGUGAGGGGGUUGACGGAGGAGAAAAAUGGGAGGGGAAGUAUUGGGAUGUUGAAUGGGGAGUUUUCUUCGACGAUUGCGGAGAGGGAGGAGGGAGGAGGUGGUAGUAGGUAG
Aspergillus affinis is the source of this 2022-nucleotide messenger RNA. It is a transcript of the gene yvc1, whose product is annotated as putative potassium ion channel Yvc1. Lineage: Eukaryota; Fungi; Ascomycota; Eurotiomycetes; Eurotiales; Aspergillaceae. The coding region runs from base 1 to 2022 and encodes 673 amino acids. The transcript is spliced from 4 exons. The record is from RefSeq and is a predicted model, not a curated record.